AUUCCUUCACUUUCCCCAAAGCAUUCCCGCAAAGUAGAAUCUGGUCCAGACCCGCCUACCAAGUUCGAUAGUGAUGAAGAUCUAGCCCUUUGCCAAAGUCUUCUUAUGUCCUUUCCCUAUAAAAGGGAGGAAAGGGUCUUCCAAAACUACUACUCCUCCCUUGCAUCUUUCAGCAAGUAUACUUUUGUGGUGCUGGCAAUUGCUAAGCUUUUCAGACUCUGAUAUUUUCUUUGUACGAAGAAGGAUGGCCAACAAUGCUGUUGUUUCCCUUGUACUGGCGGGGGUGGUGACGCUUGCGCUCCUGAUUACUGUUCAUGCUGUACCAAAGUGGUACGAGCAGUCCGUGAGUGACAUGCUUGGAAAUAGCCGAAAAAUCGACACCGGAAUUUGGCGGGAAUGUGACGAGCUGAACGUAGCAGGACUCAGGUUUGCUACAUGCACAGCAAUCAAGAUCACGGAACCAGAGUUUCCCGCCAGCCUCCGUUCGGCUCAGACCUUCUCCCUUAUAGCCACAAUAUUAGCAGGUAUAGCCUUGAUCAGCACCUUGGUUAUUGAGUAUGACAGCACAAAGGUCAAGCUCCUGCGGCUGCCUCGCAUCUUCUUCGCUGUAUCUGGUAUCGCGAUUGCCAUUGCCGCACUCAGCUUCGUCGCCUUCAUCAGCAAGGAUACUAAUGUCCAAACGUCUCGCCCCAGCGGGGCCGCGAGCUUUAAAUCAACCUACGGUGCCAGUUACAUCAUCGCAUGGAUCACGUUGGUUCCGGCCUUCGUGGCAGCCUUGCUGGCACAUGUCCAUCAUUCCGCGAAAGCUGCUUCAGCCUAAUCGAAACUCGUUUUCUCGGGUGUCAAGAAAGGAUACUGCUGACCGGAACACUUGAUUAUUUGCUAUGGUUCGUGCUUCCGUGAUAACCGAGUAACUAUUAAACUAGUGUCCAAAGCAUCGUGUGCCCUGUUGUACUCCUGCACACACUUGUCUGUUCCCCACUCUAUCAAUCAUACACGACUUUUAAUCAAUACAACGACUUUACCCAUACACGCAAAUGUACAUACACAUGUCAUUCGAAUAGUGCACUGAGCAUUCGACUACAACCACUGUGGCAUUGAUACUCCAGCACAAUUUUCCUUUCUACUUUAGUUAACCAGUCGCAGUCCUGGCUGCCCUCCUGUAUGAAUGUCAGGGAUGCUAUCCUUGAAUUCCUUUCUCCUCCUCCCUUGAAUUAUCGCACAGUGUAAGCGUUUUUCGUCUACCCGGCGCUGUUCAAGCCCCGGACUCUCCAUAAUAUGUCUGUCAAUUUAACUCUCUUGUACACAUACAUUAAAACUCACUCCCUCCACUGCUACUUGCCUUGUUGCGAGUAUCGUUUCUCACUUUUGAAUUUCGUUUCCAUAGCCACCCGUCGCAUUAAUUUGUCCUUCAGUUUAGCGUUUCUUCCGGAUGAGCGUUGUGCGAAAGCUAGUUUGGCGUCAAUCAUUAUCCACCAUUUUUGUUUCUCCACAUACAUGUACAUGUACUUUCUUUUGUACAUGUACUCAGCCCCUUGUUUAUUGAUUGUCCAUCACAGCCUUAGUUGGCUUCCAUGAUUUGCUUGUUCCUCGAAGUAAAAUAAAGUCGUUACACAUGUCGA
This is a messenger RNA of Sycon ciliatum, 1622 nucleotides long. RefSeq lists its product as uncharacterized. The coding region runs from base 245 to 820 and encodes 191 amino acids. NCBI's taxonomy places the organism in Eukaryota, Metazoa, Porifera, Calcarea, Leucosolenida, Sycettidae. The record is from RefSeq and is a predicted model, not a curated record. Gene Ontology annotation, cellular component: plasma membrane. The transcript has 5 exons.